GACCGCAGUUUCCUGCGCCUCUCCGUUUAUCUGCUCUGAACUAUUAGGAACGGAGGAGGCUGUCGGUUCCGCUCAUCAAAAAUGACCCUCCACACGUAAUCGCCGCAUGCUAAUGCCUUCAUCUAAGUGGACACCUGGGAAUCGGGACCAAAACAUUGCAUCGACCCUGCCAAAAGAGCGAUCAUAAUGCCUCAGUGCGCGUGUCCAGAGCCGCUGUCAGCUGUCCAGCUCAAGCGCCUGGAGGAACACAAGUACAGCGCGGCCGGUCGCUCUCUAUUCGAGCCGCCCUGCCAGAUAUACUGGAACUGGCUGGUCCAGCAGAUCCCGACGUGGGUCGCGCCGAACACGCUGACCAUCAUCGGACUCCUUGUUAACAUAUUAACGACGGUCAUUCUCGUGUAUUACGGUCCCACGGCCACGGAGGAGCCUCCAGGUUGGGCCUUCUUUCUCAGCGCCUUAGGUCUGUUUAUCUACCAAUCACUGGACGCCAUUGAUGGAAAGCAGGCCAGAAGGACCAAUAGCAGCUCAGCUCUUGGGGAACUCUUUGACCAUGGCUGCGACGCCGUUUCUACAGUGUUUGUUGCAGUGGGAACGUGUAUAUCCUGUGGGAUCGGGACUUACCCUAACUGGAUGUUUUUUUGUGGCUUCGUGGGCAUGUUCAUGUUUUUCUGCGCGCACUGGCAGACAUACGUGUCUGGGACACUCCGUUUCGGAUUGGUUGACGUGACAGAAGUCCAGAUUGCUAUUAUUAUUAUGUAUUUGAUGACAGCAUUUGGAGGAGUGAGUCUUUGGGAGACUAGGAUCCCUGUUCUUGGUGUGAAUCUGCAAACCUUUCCAAUUCUCGGCAUUAUCGGUGGGUUCCUGUAUUCAACCUAUAACUACUUCUACGUCAUCCUGAACGGUGGCGUAGGCAAGAAUGGCUCAACCGUUGCAGACACCAGUGUAUUGUCUCCCGGUCUACACAUUGGCCUCAUCCUCUCUCUGGCCUUCAUCAUCUUUAAAAAGUCCUCCAGUCAGCUUUUUGAGCACCAUCCUUGCCUUUAUAUACUUACAUUUGGCAUGGUGAUCGCCAAGAUCUCGAAUAAGCUGGUGGUGGCCCAUAUGACCAAGAGUGAGCUUCAUCUUCAUGACACAGCCUUCAUUGGUCCUGGACUCCUCUUUCUAAAUCAGUAUUUCAACAGCUACAUUGAUGAACACAUCGUGCUUUGGAUCGCCAUGGUGCUGUCCCUGGUGGAUCUGCUGCGUUACUGCACAGGCCUGUGCCUGCAAAUCGCCUCCCAUCUGCGAAUCCGGGUUUUCAGUAUCACCCCACAGGGCCACGCGCAUAAAGACUGACAAUUUGCCCGGCGGGAGGAGGAAGCGGGAUCUAAAGAUGAAGACAUUGUCCCGCUUCUCAAACUAGAGCAGGAGAGCCCCACCAACCAAAACCACAAUGGCCUUGACAGUGUGACCACCACAAACUAACAGAACUGAACGUUUUGCCAGGUUUGACCAGACCAGCUCGUAUUGUUUUUUUAACCACACUACUACUGUACACUAGAAUAUAUCACUGGAUGAAAAGAAAGAGUUUAGACAACAAAAUGUACAAAACGUGGCCUUGGGGGCCUGAGGGCGAAGUUGCCUUGAAAUGGUUCAUUCUGUGCACGAACACAUUAGAGAUUAUUGUUUUAUUUUGUUUGUUUGUUUCAAAGGAUAAGGAAAAAUGGGUGGGAUUUGAAUUGGCCAGCCUAGAAUCAUUUUCUAAAUAUAAACCAUUUGGAUGAGCAAAAGGAUCAAAAAUAAUGGAGGGAACAUGUUUGUUUCACAAUAGAUUUGUACUUUGUUUUUUGGGUUUGAUCAUGUUUGUCAAUUUUUAACUAAAAAGGGAAGCUACAACUGUUUGGGCAUCAGUUGCCCAAGUCCAUUUUCUACAUUGUAAUAUCCAUUAUUUCAUUCAGGCCCAAUUUUAUACGUCCGAUAUUCAUAAAUACAACAGAUGUAAGUAUUACAAACAUAUUUCUCUGAUAUAGUCGCCAAACUGCCAAAAAUACAAUAGUUUACACCACAGAAACUUUUUUACUGUUCAGAAUUUUUACUGUUGUCAAAAAAGCAGCUAUUUGUAGAUCAUGUGACACUUUAUAGAAAAAAAAGCUUCAGAACAGAAAACUGCCCAAACAGCCGUUGUAGCUCGAAGUAAAAGAAGACUUCUUGUGAUUGUCCAGUGAUUACAGUGUAUGUAUUUAUUUUAAUAAUCUGACUGAAUUUAGUGUGAAAUUAAGUCAAGCCUGUUUAAAACAAAAUAAUAAUUGAAACAACUUAAUUGUCAAGGAAUUGUGGCUGUGUGUUAAAACAGACUCAUCUCUCUACCACCCCCCUCCCCACUCACCCAAUCCCAGUUUGCUCAGACUUCCUAGAGCUCGAACUGUGCACAAACAGAGCUACAAUACUGUUUUAAGGGAUUUUGGGGAGGGGGUGGGGUGUUUGAUCUUGUGUGCCUGUUUUAUGAUGCACUCUCUGCCUGCUUAGAAUCUUCUCCUCCCUAAAGGGCUAAUAAAAACAAUAAAUUUUGUGUGAUUUGAAUAAAGCACUGUCUAAAGUUUA
Labeo rohita (rohu) is the source of this 2580-nucleotide messenger RNA. It is a transcript of the gene chpt1, whose product is annotated as choline phosphotransferase 1. Gene Ontology annotation, molecular function: diacylglycerol cholinephosphotransferase activity. The transcript has 8 exons. The record is from RefSeq and is a predicted model, not a curated record. NCBI's taxonomy places the organism in Eukaryota, Metazoa, Chordata, Actinopteri, Cypriniformes, Cyprinidae. Gene Ontology annotation, cellular component: Golgi apparatus; endoplasmic reticulum membrane. Bases 187 to 1335 code for a protein of 382 amino acids. Gene Ontology annotation, biological process: phospholipid biosynthetic process.